GGCGAACACUGAAAUUUCCCAGCUGACCGUGGGUCCGUGAAGUGGAUGAAAACUUCGUCAACAAGCCGCCAGUGAGACGGAUUAGCCCGGACUUCUUCCUCCUCGUUUCGGACCGCCUGUUAUCGCUUCAUCGUUUCACAACUUGAGUGGAAAGCGGAGCGAAGAGAUGCCGCUGCUCCACAGAAAGCCCUUCAUCCGACAGAAACCUCCGGCCGAUCUGCGGCCGGAGGAAGAAGUGUUUCUCUGUAAAAUCACCCACGAAGUCUUCAGGACCUACGACGAGUUCUUUGAGAGGACCAUCCUUUGUAACAGUCUAGUAUGGAGCUGUGCGCUGACGGGCCGAGCAGGCCUCACUUACCUGGAGGCCGUGGAGAGCGAGCGACGGGCGAAGCAGAGUCUGCAGAGCUUCCCCCAGGCCCUCGUAGUGCCGAUGCUCCACCUGGCCGCUCUGAGCCGCCACUGCAGGCUGUCGGAGCUCUGCGAGGACGUUUACGCCUUUGUCAAAGACCGCUUCUUCCCUGGAGAAAUAGUAGAUGUCAGCGGACGCAACGGAGCCAGACGUGUGUGCGAGAUCGUGCAGGUGCUGUCACCUAACUCCACUGCAAACAGGGCACCAUCCACUCCCAGCCAAAGCAAACCAGCCGACAGCGACACCAUUGUCAUUAGUGACAGUGACGAAGAGAGUGAUGUCUUCCUCAGUCGCACGCCACAGGUCAACGGUGGAAAAAAGAGGCCCCUGCAUCCAUCAGCAUUUAAUUACAGAGUAAGGAUGGCCAAGGAGAAACACAGUGAACCUUUUACAGUCAAAGCCAGUCAAAUCAGUCGAAAGAAAACAGCUCUAUCAAGAGAGAAACUGAAACUUCUCUUCAAGCAGAAUUGUGAACCGCAGAAGGGAAGCAUUGUUCUUAAGCCAUCCACAGUGAAGAAGUACAGGCUCUCUGAGCAGACCUUCUCUCAGUUCUUCCCUGAUGAGCCCCCCAUUUUCCCCUUCAGCCCCCACUCUAAUGGUUCCCCUGGACAGGCGCCGUCCAUAAAUGUGCUGGAGGAGAAGCUUAAGCUGCUGCAAAAGCGGGAAGAGCUGAGUGCUGCAGCCUAUGAGAAAGGGAAGCUGAAAAAAGAGAGGGAGGAGGUGCUGGAGGCCAGAAGGAAGGAGCGAGAGGAUAAGGACAAGCUGAGGGAGGAGCAGAGACAAAGGUUUGAGGAGGAAAAGCAGAGGAAGAGGGAAGAGAGGGAGCGCAGGAAACUAGAGAAAGAGAGGGAACGAGAGAAGCUGAAGGAAGAGAAGAAGAAAUAUGCUCAGCGGCUGAAGCUGUGGAACAAGCCCAGAGAGGACAUGGAGUGUGAAGACUUAAAGGAGUUACCCAUUCCUAUACCAGUGAGAACUCGUCUCCCUGCACAGCUCUUUGGAGAUGCUCUCAUGGUUUUAGAGUUUCUGCGAGCUUUCGGUGAGGCCUUCGACUUGAAAGACGAGUUCCCUGAGGGCAUUACUCUGGAGGUUCUGGAGGAGGCCCUGGUUGGCACUGACCCAGAGGGUCCGUUGUGUGAGCUGCUUUUUUUCUUCCUGACUGCCAUUUUUCAAGCUCUGGAUGAGGAGCAAGAGGAGGUGGCCAAAGAUCAAGCCGAAGACCUGUGGGAGGCUUUGGACGAUGAUUCGGAUCCAACUCAGUCAGCUCUGACGGCUGUUGCCUCAUUGGCUGCAGCCUGGCCUCAGCUGCAUCAGGGAUCUGGUCUCAAACAGCUGGACCUGGAUAGCUGCACUCUGUCAGAAAUCCUGCGGCUCUACAUUCUGGCCUCUGGUGCCGAUUGUAACCACAGCAAUGCUAAGUUCCGCUACCAAAAACAAGGUGGUUUCACGGUCAUGGAUGACCCAUGUGUGGAACUGCGAGUGUCUGAUCCAGCGCUGCUGAAGAAGCUAUCCUGGACUCCAGUGUAUGACCUCACCCCAGGGGAAAAACUAAAGAUCCUUCAGGCUCUGGUGGGGAAGCUGUUGACUCUUGCUUCUAGCAGAGAUCUGAUUGAAGACUGUGUGGAUGAACAGAAGGCAGCCAGACAGGAGCUGCGAGAGAUCCGAGCUGAACAACAUCGACGAAAGAGGGAGGAGACCGCACUAAGGGCCCGUCUACGAAAAGAGGAGAAGCUGAGGGAGCAAGAGCUGAGAAUGAGGGAGAAAGAAGAGAAACUGAAGGAGCAGGAAGUGACGGAAAGACUUCAAACUAAUGGUGAGGCAGCUGCUGAGACUGAAGGAGAACACCACAAUAAGAACGUUAAAGAAAACGCUUCAUCCAGCACCUUGAAAAAAGCUAAACAAAGCCAAAAUGAAGAACCACAACAGCAGCAAACAAAUUGUGAUUCCAAACCCUCCGGCCUUGCUUUCAACCUGAGCGCAGAGGAGCUGGAAAAAGAGCAGGAGAAGGUUCGAGAGUUGCUGGAGCGAAUUCAGAAGGCAGCAGCCUGCACCUGCCUGCUUCCUUUGGGAAAAGACCGGCUGUACCGACGAUACUGGAUCAUCCCCUCAGCCUCUGCUUUGUUUGUGGAAGAGGACUUCUUUGGCAUGACGGAGGACAUGCUGAAGCCAUGCCCAAAGCCUUCUGAAGAGGUUGCAACUAAUGGGGAGGAUAAAAGUGUUGAGACUGAACCAACCGGAGAAAAUGCUGGUUUAAGGCCAGACCCCCUCGACGCACGCAGCGUGCCAGUGAACCGUCCCAACCAGUGGUCCUUCUACAGCUCGAUAGAGGACGUGGAUCAGCUGAUCGAAGCUUUGAACCCUCGAGGUAACAGGGAAAGCUCUCUGAGGGAGGCAUUGGUGCAGGAGAGGGACAAGCUCCAACAGCUGCUGGAGAGCUGUGACCACAACAAAUACAGCCUUCUAACCACACAGACAGAUGAAGCGGAGCUGUCGCCUUGCUCUGCACCAGCUGAUACCCUGAUGGAGGGGAGACUAAGAGACCUGCUGCUGGACCUGGAGGACCGCAUCUAUCAGGGAUCCCUGGGAACUCUGAAAGUGAUGGACAGACAGGUUUGGCGCUCUGCACUGGAAGCAGGAAACUACGAGCUUCUCGGAUCUGAUGGCAAAGAAAAUGCUGUGAUGAAUGGACAGGUGGCGCCUAUGGAGCUGGAUUCUGGCCAGUUAAGAGCCAGAGAUAGAUGCAGUGAGAGGCUGCAGGAGCUAAAGUGUGAACCCUCCAGCUGUGGGGCCAGUGGCAGUGAGACUCCUCAGGUGAUCAGCAGCUCUGUUCGAGUUCUGGCUCUGGCCCUCAGUCAUAUUGAGCAAGGCAUUGAGAGACGCUUCCUCAAACCUCCCCUAGGUGAUGAAGACUCAAAAAAAGACCAGAAAAUUAAGAAGAACAAGAAGAAAGACGACGACCAAGCAUCUGAUGACGGUAGCAGUGAUGGUGGUCGGGUCAUUAAGACGGUGUUGGAGCGAUGGAGGGAGUCGCUUCAGUCCUGUUCAAGCUUGUCUCAGGUGUUUGUUCACCAGUCCAGUCUUGAACGGAGCAUUCUCUGGUCCCGCUCAGUCCUCAAUGCCCGCUGUCGCAUCUGCAGACGCAAAGGAGACGCAGACAACAUGCUGCUGUGUGAUGGCUGUGACCGAGGACACCACACGCACUGUCUGAGGCCCCGACUCAAGCAUGUUCCAGAGGGCGUCUGGUUCUGUCCGGACUGUCGACCCAAACAGAGAUCCAGUCGCAUUCCGUCCCGACAGCGCUCCUCUAUGGAUGAGGAGGAAGAAGGAGAGGAGGAGGAGGAGGAGCAAGAAGACGAGGAGGAUGACGAAGAGGAGGAGUCGGAAGAGGGAGAGGAGUCUGAGGAGGAGGAAGAGGAAGAAGAUGAGGAAGAAGAGGUAGCUGUGAGUGCCAAAAAGAGCCAGGCUGCACCCCCCAAAGGCAGAAGCCAACAAGUCACUCCCAAAGGUCAACAAGCUCCGCCCAAGAACGGCGCCUCUUCAUCAGGAAGAAACUCUUCAGCCUCCAAAGGCUCAGGGAAGAAGACCUCCACAUUGACAUCCAAGACAAACAUGACAACCAACGAUAAAUCUUCAUCGCGCUCAGGGCGAAGUGCCAGCGCCCGUCUGAGUAAUGAGAUCCUGACCCCAAAGAGCACCGUGAAAACCUCACCUGGUCAGAGAGAAGUGAACAAGAGGCCCUCAGCAGAAGCUGCGCAUCCCAAAGCAUCAAAAGGUGUCCUCCCUGUCCUCCCGGCAACAUCUUCGUCCUCCUCCAGGCGACGCUCCUCAGGGAGGAAUCAGGGUCUGCACGAGCUGUCGGCCUGUGAGCGGCUGACGGUCGAGCUAGUCAGACACGAAGACAGCUGGCCCUUCAUGAAGCUAGUGUCCAAGACUCAGGUUCCUGACUAUUAUGAUAUCAUCACCAAGCCAAUCGCUCUGAGCACCAUCAGAGAGAAGGUCAACAACUGUGAAUAUCAGACAGCAGGGGAGUACAUCUCAGAUGUGGAGUUGAUGUUCUCCAAUUGUCUUCAGUAUAAUCCUCGUCAAACCAACGAGGCGAAGGCCGGCGUCCGUCUGCAGCAGUUUUUCCACUCUGAGCUCAGCCGGCUCGGCCUCCAAGAACGUUGCUCUGCUCCACCUGCCAAACGCUCCCGACAGUGACCUCGCCCCUCCACUCUACUGCUGGCUCCUGAGCCUACAACACCACUCACACAGAGUAUUGAUGUUGUUCUUUGGUGACCUUUGACCCUCGUUAACCGGUGGAUGCAGACAGCAGGCUGUAAAAGGCUAGUUACAGAUGGAAAAACAAAAUGCAAAGAAGGUAUUCAAAAACGACAAAUUACAAGUUGUUGAGCAAAUGUUCCACAACGGUGGAGUUGAUCUUAGACUUGAUCCCCAGUCCUGGCUCUGCAGUCCUCUAGUGCUCACAAAAGAGAGUGUUAUUUUUGUUGCAUCUGCUGUGAUUUAUUAACUUUAUAAAAAAGCUGUGAGGUUCUUCCUGUGGCCUUCAGGUCUGCAGGGCAUUUCUUUUGGACUGUCAGCAGGCGCGUUGAGAACACAGACAUGGUGCUGUAGGACGGUAGAGUCAGUAGAGUCCCUGCUAAUUUCCCCUUUGAAAGGCAAAAACCACUGAGGAACAUUUGCACUGACAGUUGAACUUAAAACUCCAGUGAGGCUUUUUAUGUUUGCUCAGGGACAAAAGUUAGUUCUAAAGGGAAACUUUUUUGUAUCAAUGUAGAGGAUUUUCUCUGUUAUUUUUCAACGCUCACAUAUAAAGCUGAAGUCUGCUGCCACGAUGAAAAUGAUCAAAUGUACAUAGAUGUGAACUGGCCUGAUUGAACGGCCGUUGUUUGCAGCUGAAAUUUCUUGGGCAGUUUUUCAGUUACUGUUCAAAUCUGAAUGGACACCCUUGCAACCACUAGAGAAGUUUUCAUAAGGAUGUAAACUUUUUAAAAAUGCAAAGUCUGACAGUAGUUCUUUUGUCGUUUGUGUUCCUCUCCCGUUUCUCUGCCCCAUGAUCAUUAUCUUGGUUGGCUCUGCCCGUUUCCAAACGAUCUGCUGACGGGCUCGAUGUUCUGAGUGGGAACAUUAUGCUCACUUCAGCUAAAAUGGAAGUAUGUCAAACAAAUUGAAUCUGUUAACCUAAACUAGAAACCAUUUUAUAAAUAUACAGAACCCGUUUGUGGUUUAUAGAGUAUUUUUUUCCUACUUUAAUCAAGGGUUUUAUUUUGGCAGCAAUGUAGCAUUUUCAAGUGUACAUAAGGGAAAUUAAAGUGAAAGCCAUACAUUAUGAUCAGAUCCUAAAUAUUUGUGUUCCUUUUAAAUGUAUUAUUAUAGUCAUUAAAGGUUUUCUUUAAACUUCAUAUGUUUUAAAGACAUUUAGUUUUUUCAAACAUUUUGAUUUGGAUGUUAGACUAACUGUGUUGCAUUACCAUGCAGAUCCUUCUAAAUAUUCAGCUUCAAAGCUUUCCCCCCUCGGACAUUGAAAAAAAGUUAAAUAUGAUUAUAUCAACCAUAAACAGCUACGGUUGUUUAGCUACAUGUGAAGAAACCCUAGAUCUGGGGGAAAUGUUCUAUUCGGUCAAAUUAUUGCCUUUUUGUUAUAUAUAAGUUCCUAGUAAGGUUUUUGAGGCAAUAGCCUUUCCCCCCAGACGAGAUGUUGAUAUAAAAACAAACAUAUGGUGAAGUUAAUAAGAACAGAUAAAUGGCAGUUAUUUAAAAAAAAAAGUCAAUUUAUUUGGAGGAUAAUCUCUGCUCUACUGAGCCGUGGGGCAGGGACUGAACUGACUCCUGUGGUCUCAGGCUUUCAGACAGAACCGCGAUGUUUAGCAGAAUCAAGCCCUCCCAUCAUUUUGGUUCUUAGUCUUCUGUAAUACAGUAUUCAUUACUGAAGAAAAGCAGCUCUACUGAUAACUUAAGUUUCUGCUGCUAUAUUGGCCUACAAACACGUCUGUUCCAUCGUCACAUACUUUAAUUUGUUGUUUUUCACAUUCCUUUCUGAAAAAUGACUUGAGGGUAAAGUUAGAUGUCUCCUGCUGACAAAAAAAGCAAGUUCAUUCUGAAAUGGUGAAUUGUUCCUUGAAGACUUAGUUGCCUCAGCCGUAGUGGGAUUGUAGUUCUAGUGUUGUUGUUUUUUUUUGACUACUGCACCACUUUCUGUCUUUGAUGUUUUUGUACACUGUUCUGCUACAUUCCUGCUCGCUAAUGCUGAUCGUGGUGUGUUUGCUGGAUGAAUGUCAGCUGUAGACACUACACUGGAGCUGCUGCAACCCCCCCCCCCCCCCCCCCCCCCCCCCCCCUCCUACGCUCUGUAUUUAUUUAGUUGAAGCAUUCAUUUCACUGUCCUUAUUUAUGACUGCUAUUUCCCCUCAACUUCUAAUGUUCUAAUGUAAAAAAUAAAGUGAGUUUUUACUGAAACUGCUA
Messenger RNA from Fundulus heteroclitus (mummichog), 6868 nucleotides. RefSeq names its product bromodomain adjacent to zinc finger domain, 1A (gene baz1a). Gene Ontology annotation, biological process: chromatin remodeling. The transcript has 30 exons. Gene Ontology annotation, molecular function: protein binding. The coding region runs from base 167 to 4606 and encodes 1479 amino acids. NCBI's taxonomy places the organism in Eukaryota, Metazoa, Chordata, Actinopteri, Cyprinodontiformes, Fundulidae. The record is from RefSeq and is a predicted model, not a curated record.